CAGAAAUGGAGAAGUCUGAAACACAAUGAUGAGCCAAUUUUAGCAAACAUCCAAAAAGACGACGAAAACAGAUCAGUGAUCCGAGAGAGAAGAAGACACACCAAAAGCAAAAUAAUAAAUAAUAAAAAAAACGGAGGAGGAACAGUUAGCGCCAUCCAUGGCGGGUCUUCAGAGAUCCACCAUCUCGUUCCGGCGACAGGGCUCUUCUGGUAUAGUCUGGGACGAUCGAUUCAUCGCCGAGCUAAACCAACAGGCCAACGAGCAGAAAGGCGAAACUCAUCAGCAAUACGACCAACAGGCUAAGCUGAUUGCGUCGGAAGGCCAAGAGCCGAUAGCCGGAGACGGAGUAAUCAAGCCGAUCAGAACCGAAGGGGGUUUCGAGAGGAGUCGAUCCAACGGCCACCAUCGAAACACCGGAAGAGUGUCUCCGGCGGUGGAUCCGCCGUCGCCGAGACUGUCUGCGUUUGGGUGCUGCUCUGCUUUCGGGAAUAAACCGUCGGCGAAAAAACCGGUUAAUCAGAGGAAAAGGCUACCAAAGCAGAUCCAGGUAGGAAUAUUCCCAUUUUAUCGGCGGCGGAUGGAUAAGUAAAGUAAAGUGAAGAAGACAAACAAAGAUAAGAAACAUUAAAAAGAAAGAGUAUCAGUAUAAUACAUACAUACUGCAAAAUGUUAUCUUUUUUUUUUUUUUUUUUUUCCCUUUCUAUUUUUUUGAUUGUGCUUCUCCUUUAAUUUCAACUUGUUUGAAGAACUCAGACGAUGUUAAUAUCUGUUUGAUUUCGAGUUUUGCCC
This is a messenger RNA of Eutrema salsugineum, 789 nucleotides long. Its product is annotated as MAPK kinase substrate protein At1g80180. The record is from RefSeq and is a predicted model, not a curated record. The transcript has a single exon. Lineage: Eukaryota; Viridiplantae; Streptophyta; Magnoliopsida; Brassicales; Brassicaceae. The coding region runs from base 158 to 589 and encodes 143 amino acids.